CGUGCCAUAGAGUCGCUUGCGCUUUUUCGUGAGUGUGCCCGAGUGUGGUACGAGUGUACAGUAUCCGGGAAGUCUGAUGCAACUAAACGGACAAAAAAUCCCAACCUCUCUCUACACAGACUACUUUCCAACCGCGAAGAGGAGCAGCAAAGGAGCAGUUGGAGGUGCCGUCUGAUGACUGGAGCCUGAUCUUCCCUUCCUCCACAGGACCUGAGUGCUCACCUCCGCCAGUCUUCCAGUCUUCCACCUCCUCUCCCUCCAGACUUCUUCAGUUCAUUCACUCCUAGGUCUAAAUAUACUGCAGCAUCACCUCUGUCUGGAUUCCCCACGAUCGUCUGCUUCCUGAUUGGCUGAAAUUGCACCCAGCUGUGGUUACUGAUUGGUUCCUCCGGAGAGACCCACUUGGAGUUGCUGGGCGGGUUUUCAGAGUUGGGGUUUUGUUUACAGUGGGAGGUGGUCCGGGGGGGCGCGAUACCGUUGUUGCUGUGGUUACGCAUCACUAAUUGAAGAAGGAUGGAGGCGCCGUUCGCCAUGGGGAUGGCUGCCAAGCUGCGCAAUCGCUGGGACCGUAACGAGGGCCUGGGCCAGAACCACAACGCCGUCAAGUUCCAGGGCCAGGACUUCGAGUCGCUGCGGGCCCGCUGCCUCCAGACGAGGACGCUGUUCGAGGACCCGCUCUUCCCGACGCAGCCUUCUUCGCUGGGCUUCAACGAGCUGGGGCCGCGCUCCUCCAAGACCCAGGGCACACGGUGGAUUCGACCCCCGGAGAUAUGCUCUCGGCCCCAGUUCAUCAUGGAUGGAGCCACGCGCACAGACAUCUGCCAGGGAGCACUGGGUGACUGCUGGUUGCUGGCGGCCAUUGCGUCUCUGACUCUGAAUGAUAACCUCCUGCACCGCGUCGUGCCUCAUGGCCAGAGCUUCACCAGCGGAUACGCCGGAAUAUUCCACUUCCAGUUUUGGCAGUUCGGCGAGUGGGUGGAGGUGGUGAUUGACGACAGGCUGCCGGUGAAGGAUGGGAAGCUGCUGUUUGUGCACUCGGCCGAGGGAGGGGAGUUCUGGAGCGCCCUGCUGGAGAAGGCCUACGCCAAACUGAAUGGCUGCUAUGAGGCUCUGUCAGGCGGCAGCACAUCGGAGGGCUUUGAGGACUUCACGGGCGGCGUGACGGAGAUGUUCGAGCUGCGCAAGGCUCCCUCCGACCUCUACAGCAUCAUGGGUCGAGCCAUCGAGAGGGGCUCCCUCCUGGGCUGCUCCAUAGACAUCACCAGCAAUCGGGACAUGGAGGCUGUGACCUUCAAGAAGCUGGUGAAAGGUCACGCCUACUCGGUGACAGCUGUGGACGAGGUGGUGUACAGGGGUAAUAUGACUAAACUGGUGCGGAUCCGUAACCCUUGGGGAGAGGUGGAGUGGACUGGAGCCUGGAGUGACAACUCAAGGGAAUGGGAGAGUGUGGACCGGUCAGUCAGGGGCCGGCUACAGAACCGCAGUGAGGAUGGAGAGUUCUGGAUGUCGUUCAGCGAUUUCUUGCGAGAGUUCUCUCGUCUUGAGAUCUGCAACCUGACGGCGGACGCUCUGCAGGCGUCUAACCUGAAGAAGUGGAGCACGUCGCUCUACCAGGGCGAGUGGAGGAGGGGCAGCACUGCGGGCGGAUGCAGGAACUUCCCAGCCACCUUCUGGAUCAACCCACAGUUCAAGGUCGCACUGCAGCACCCGGAUGUGGCCGGCCAAUCAGAUUGCAGCUUCCUGGUGGCUCUCAUGCAGAAAGAUCGCCGAAAGAAGCGGAGGGAGGGCAAAGACAUGGAGACCAUUGGAUUCGCCGUCUAUGAGGUCCCAGAUCAGUUCCGGGGUCGUUCGGGAGUGCACCUGAAGCGCGACUAUUUCCUGACGAACGCGUCGAGUGCCCGCUCCGAGCUCUUCAUCAACCUGCGCGAGGUCAGCUCUCGCUGCCGGCUGCCCGCUGGCGAGUACAUCAUAGUGCCCUCCACGUUCGAGCCCAACAAGGAGGCCGACUUCGUCCUCAGGGUCUUCUCAGAGAAGCCUGCCAACUCCGAAGAGCUGGAUGACAACGUCGUUGCAGACCUUCCUACUGAGACCAAGUUGGAUGAAAGUCAGAUUGAUUCAGGAUUCAAGAGCUUAUUCAGACAGCUAGCUGGCUCGGACAUGGAGAUAAGUGUCAAAGAACUUCAAACCAUUCUCAACCGUAUAAUCGGCAAACAUAAAGACCUGAAGACUGAUGGCUUCACUGAAGAGGCCUGUCGUAGUAUGAUCAACCUGAUGGAUACUGAUGGCAGUGGAAAGUUGGGAUUGACAGAGUUCCAUGUGUUGUGGGAGAAGAUCAAACGCUAUCUGACGGUCUUCAGACAGUUUGACCUGGACAAGUCUGGCACCAUGAGCUCCUAUGAAAUGCGCAUGGCCCUGGAGUCUGCAGGCUUCAAACUGACCAAUCACCUGUUCCAGCUUAUCAUCCUGCGCUACACAGAAGAGGAUCUGUCGGUUGACUUUGACAACUUUGUCACCUGUUUGAUCCGCCUGGAGACCAUGUUCAAAACGUUUAAGACGAUGGACACAGACUCUGAUGGGGUCAUAUCCCUCAAUUUCUUUCAGUGGAUCUCCCUCACUAUGUUCGCCUAGAGAGGCUGCAUGUUGGCUGAAGAUUCUGAGCCUCAGUCCAUCACCCUGCGCCCCCCCGACCCACCCCAGCCCACCCGUAUACCAGCGGUGCCUUAAUGUCUUACCCCCCCCCCCAGACCGGUGGUGGGACUUCGGGCCAGACUGCUUUUACUUUUUAACCUCUUCCCUCCCACUGUGGGUUCCUGUUUACAAGAUUUAGCAAGUGUAUGUGCCAAAUAGUGCACUGCGUCCUACUACAAUCAUCGCCAUUUUGACAAGGAAGGACUUCAGUGUUGCUACCGCGAGACUGCCAUGUGGAAGUGGUUGUUCCUAGUCGUAGCCUAAAACAUUAUUGUCCAACUGCAUAAACACUAUGCAGAUUAGAGAGAUAACAGCAUUAUACUAGGUAACAUCAACUGAUGAAAUGACAUAUUAAGUGUUGGUGACAGAUUGCCAAAUCAACAAUUUUAAGUUUUAUUCUGUAUUGUCUGGUCUACAGGUAUUCUCAAUACCAAAGGCAGAGUUUUCUCUCGGGGCAAAAUGCAAAUUAUGUGGAUAUGCUUGCCAUUUUGGUGCAACAGAGUUUAAAACUCAGCAUUCACAAUCAUGGAUAUUGCUUACAUGCUACUUUAUGGAGGUUUUGCCUUUGCUGCCUCAUGAGUGCCAAGUCUUUUUACAUCUCAGCAUCUUAUACAGAACCACUGACUGCCAAAAAAAUGAAAUCUUAGGAUCUAUUCACACCAGAGUCCUGGUUUAGAUGACCAUAGACCUCUACAAAGUUAUUGGGUCAAGCAAGCUUUAGAUAUUCUUUGGGGGGAUACAUGUUUACACCAUCACAGUACAACUUUAAAGCUACGGUGGACCCUUUCAGUUACUUACUUUUUCUCUGUCUCAGCCAGCCAUUUGUGUAGCCAACUGAAUUGAGAAUAUGUAUAUCCGGUCAGGAAAGUUUUUUUCCUUUGAUAAUACAUUACAAACAUAUUGCAUCACUGUUUGAGGACUCAUUCGCAGAAGUCACUCUUUCUAUACUGCCCGCUUUUAAUGUCAGUGGCCAAUCAUCACUUAAUUACGAUGUCAGUUAUGUCACAAGUCAGUUGACAUUUCCUGCAUGGAAACGAAAAUUAAAGAUUUUACAUCAUACACACGGUGCUGAUGUUGCACUGCACUGCAUGUUGAGUUUGUUUUUGUACAAAAGGAACUUUUAGGGGGGAAGGGGCAAUACGUCAUUGGUGGGUGUUGGGAGAGGCUGUUUUUAAAUACUUCUAAUAACCUAACAAAAAAGAGUAUGCUUGUCUUAUCUGCCAACUUUUAUGACCACCAAGAUUGUGUAAGCAGAGGAUCAACAAUAUGUGGGAACAACAGCACAUGUGCCGAAAAGUGAUGCCAAAAAAGGGACAUGCAUAAUAGUGUGCAGUGGGUUUCCUAAGGGUGCAUAGAUAUUCCUAGAAUAAGGAAAAUGGCCAAAAUGUUAUGUUUACGCAACAUGUCAUAAGCACCUUAGGUGCUAACCAACCAACCUUGUUUAAUUGUGAAAUGUUGCUUGCUGUCACUUCAUUGUAGUCUCUAUACUGAAUUGAUUUUUAUUAUGCAGGCUGCACUUUUUUUCUGUCAACAUUGUUGAAUAAAUACAUUUUUAAAUUGA
Molecule: messenger RNA, 4249 nt
Organism: Sardina pilchardus (European sardine)
Lineage: Eukaryota; Metazoa; Chordata; Actinopteri; Clupeiformes; Clupeidae
Gene: capn1
Product: calpain 1
Exons: 22
Coding region: 514-2628 (704 amino acids)
Biological process (GO): proteolysis
Cellular component (GO): cytoplasm
Molecular function (GO): calcium ion binding; calcium-dependent cysteine-type endopeptidase activity
Source: RefSeq, a predicted model, not a curated record